Molecule: messenger RNA, 858 nt
Organism: Diaporthe amygdali
Lineage: Eukaryota; Fungi; Ascomycota; Sordariomycetes; Diaporthales; Diaporthaceae
Exons: 2
Coding region: 1-858 (285 amino acids)
Molecular function (GO): O-methyltransferase activity
Source: RefSeq, a predicted model, not a curated record
AUGAACGGGCGACUUGGCAGCUGUGUCCGGGUCAAGGGCCACAGACAGGCCGGUCGCGAAGUCUUUUCCCAGUUGCAGCGAGGAGCUAGUCACGCCACGGCCCCGGAAUUUGUUGAUGAGCGCGAUGUUGAACAGGAGCUGGACUGUAGUUGCGUGGCUAAAGGCGAUCUAGGGGUGUUUUAUCUUGCCAAUCCCGAAGUUCCAGUUGUCGAGCGUAAGGGGAAGACGCGGGAGCCGUGGCUAGAGACACUGACGACGUGCAAGUCCGGAGCCGCUGCCAAGAGGCCCGGAAUGAGCAGGUUGGUCAGCAGGGGAAAUCUCCAAGGCACCGUGGUCGACAUCGGUGGAGGCAGCGGGCACAUCUCGAUGGCUCUAGCCCGCCUGUUUCCCCACCUGAGCUUCGUCGUGCAGGAUUUGGGCAGCGGAAUGCUGGAUGAGGGUCAGAAACUGCUGACGGAUGACGUGCGCGAUCGCGUCUCGUUCGUACAGCAGAGCUUCUUCGAACCCCAGCCUUACCGCGGCGCCGCGGCAUUCCUGCUUCGGCAGUGUACGCACAACUGGGCCGACAAGGACGUUGUGAACAUGUUCAAGGCCGUAGUACCGGGCCUCGAGGGCUCGAAACCGUCGACACCUCUUCUGGUCAACGACAUCGUCAUGCCUGAGCCAAAUACUUGGGGACGCCUCGACGAGCGCGAAGUCCGCGAGAUCGAUAUGAUUAUGAUGAUCAGCUUCGGGGCGAAGCAGCGCACACUGGCUGAAUUCAAAGUCUUGCUAGCGGAGGCCGACUUACGUUACGAGGUCAGCCAGGUCCACGCCACCGGUCCUGUCGGUCUCCUGGAAAUAUACUUGAGACGCUAG